Xyrichtys novacula (pearly razorfish) is the source of this 3218-nucleotide messenger RNA. The record is from the annotation of a GenBank genome assembly. Lineage: Eukaryota; Metazoa; Chordata; Actinopteri; Labriformes; Labridae.
AUGAAAAAGCGACGUAACAAAUCCCCUUGGGGGCCCCCACGCCCCUUCUGCCUUCAGCGCUGUCUGUGUCAAUCAGUGCGAACCGCAAGGUUUGUUUGUUUGUUUAGCGGCCACCGAGCGCCGCACUUGCGAAAAGAUGAAGAGGAGUUAUUCCAGCGGGGCAGACAAGAAAAAACAGAGGAAGGAAAGGGAGGAAAAAAGAAAGAAAGACAGUGGUAAGUGCAUUGUUGUGUUUUUCUGACUAACUGUGUUGUGUUGUCACGGACUCCAUAGCGGCUAAUAAGCUAUAAACUAAGCUAUGACGAAUGCGUAACAGGACACAGCUACAUGAAGCUAGCCAGCAGGAGGAGAUGUGCGUCACUCUCCAGUCUCAACCAGCAGAAAACAACAGAAAGUUUAGUGAGGCAGACAGUCUAACUACAACAACAACAACAGCCUAAUAGUAUUUAAUACUAAAGUACACCUUCUAUAAUAAGCUUUGCAUAAUGAUGAAAUGAACUUAAUAGUGCCAGAAAGGGAGAAAUAUGUGUUGGGCAGUACAUAUGAUAUGUGCACCCACCACAAGAGUACAUCAAGUGCAUAAUACAUGUUGAACUUAACAAUAUGUUUCCCUCUCAUCUCUCCUCAGGAUCAUUCUUUUUUAAAACCAACACAUCCAGGGAAGGAUGAUGUUCCCCCUCCCAUCCCCGAUGAUGACAACUGUAAGUUCAUUAUUCCACAUUAAUUGAUAAUGUUAUGCCCUAAUAUUCUUCAUGGCCGUAGUAUUAAGUUGUAGUAGUAGAAAAUGCUGUGCACAUACAUAAUCAUAUGCCUGCCCUUAGAGAUUCUCAUAUGCCCUGUUGUUGUUUUUUGAGUUUAGUUUCAUCAACAUCCACCUCCAGCAGCACAGCGGUUUCCCAACCUCCUGCGCAGGAACAUCCAACCGAUGAUCAAAUAUAAAUUCCAACCGCAGAUACAGAUGACUGUGAGUUCAAUAGUUUUUACUUCUGUAGAGAACAUAUAACAAUGACAAUAAUGUUAUGCCCUAAUAUUCUUUACGGUAGUAGUAUUAAGUUGUAGUAGUAGAAAAUGCUGUGCACAUACAUAAUCAUAUGCCUGUCCUCAUAGAUUUUCAUAUGCCCUGUUGUUAUUUUUUGAGUUCAGUUCCAUCAACAUCCACCUCCCGCAGCACAGUGGUUUCCCAACCUCCUGCUCAGGAAGAUCCAACCGAUGAUCAGAGGUCAAGUCCAACUGCGGACACAGAUGACAGUGAGUUCAAUAGUUUUUUUUUUACUUCCAUAGAGAACAUAUAACAAUGACAAUAAUAAUAACUGCAACAAGAAUUGCUGUAAUUAGCCCAUGCUAGUUAAGAUUAUUUAUAACAAAUAUGCCUUGUUGUUUUUUUUCUUUUUUUGUCAUCAGCUCCAUCAAGACCCAAAUGUGAACAGUUGAUCUCAGAGGACCCUGCACAAUGGCCAACCAUCCUCAACCAUACCCAAGUGUGCCAACUGGUAACAUGAGGACCCAAACAGGUGAAAGAUAUGGUUUUCCCCCAGAACACGGACAAAAUUCCACGGAGAUUCAAAAGGGAAUAUUAUGAAAUGACCAUGAAAAACGGCAACAAAAUACAGCAAAGAUGGCUCAUGUAUUCAGUCAGUACAGAGUCCACCUUCUGCUUUGCUUGCAAAAUUUUUGGAAAAUUGGACAAUUCACUUACCAAAGGGGGAUUUAGGUAUCGGAAAAACAUAGCUAGUCAUUUAAAGGAACAUGAGCAUUCAAAGGCACAUCAUACCAAUAUGAUGAGUUGGCAGGAACUCAACACAAGGCUCAAAACUAAAACAGCCAUUGAUCAGAUAAACCAGAAUUUGAUGCAUCUUGAGGUAGAGCACUGGAGAGGUGUAAUACACAGAGUUAUUGCCAUCAUAUGCUAUUUAGCUGAAAGAAAUCAAGCUUUGAGGGGGCAUACAGAGGCUCUAUAUGAUCCACAUAAUGGCAAUUUCCUAGCCCAGAUGGAAUUGAUGGCCCAGUUUGAUCCCAUCAUGAAUGAACACAUAAGAAAGUUUCAAACCAAACAAACAAAAGUGCACUACCUCAGUAAUGACAUUUAAAAUGAAAUCAUUUCAUUGGUGGGAGGCAAAAUCAGUGAGGAGAUAGCCAGACAGGUGAAAGCAGCAAAGUACUUCUCUGUCAUAAUGGAUUGUACUCCUGACACAAGCCACACCGAACAACUGUCUAUCGUCUUGAGAGUGGUGAAACGUGAGCCAUCAGUUGGUGCAUCGAUCUCUGAACAUUUCAUUGGAUUUGUUGAUGUUCAAGACACAACUGGAAGAGGUCUGUCCGAGACACUUUUGGAAAAGUUGGAUGAGCUCAACUUGAACAUCAGAGACUGCCGUGGACAAUCUUAUGACAAUGGGAGCAACAUGAUGGGACAUAAACAAGGGGUUCAAGCAAGACUGCUGCAACUGAAUGAGAAGGCAUUGUGUGUCCCAUGCAGCAGCCACACUCUUAAUCUGGUUGUAGCAGAUGCUGCCAAAUCUUCUGUAGGCUCCAUCUCCUUCUUCGGUGUUCUUCCGAGAUUGUACAAUCUUUUCAGCUCCUCUGUGCAACGCUGGGCAGUUCUGCAGGAACAUGUCAAGCACGCAACAGUAAAAUCCUUGUCAGUGACCAGAUGGGAAGCCAGGAUUGACAGCGUGAAAGUUGUCCGUUACCACCUUCCAGAACUCAUACAAGCACUGUCUGGCCUCCAAACCCUCUCAGUUCAGAAGAAGGACUCUGAGACAUUGUCCACAGCAACGAGCAUAAAGGCCGAACUCAUGACAUGGAGAUUUGUACUGUGCACUGUUAUCUGGUAUAAUAUUUUGUACCAGAUCAACCGGGUAAGCAAGAUUCUACAGAGCCCCAGUGUUUCUCUUGAAACACUUAAAGCAGAAACAAGCGCAGUGAGAACCUAUCUGGAGAAUGCAAGGGAAAGUGGACUUGCUGCUGCUCAAAGUGAUGCUACAAAGAUAGCAGAGAGCCUUGAAAUUGACAGGACAUUUCCGGCAAAAAGACAGCGAAAAACUACCAAGCAGUUUCUGUAUGAGGGCAGAGAAGAAAGCCAGUCCACCCCAGAUGAGCAGUUUAAGAGGGAGUUUUUCCUCCCCUUAGUGGACACAGCCCUCACUAGUUUGACUGACCGAUUUUCAAAAAUGGAAGAUGUUUUUGGCCUUUAUGGUUUCCUGUUCUCAAAAGAAACAUGA